CGUCAGACCACGAGUAGUCGGCAGGAAAACCAUUUAAACUUGUCUUGCGCAGGAUGUGCACAGUUCAUUGCAUGACAGCUGCGCUAACAUCUGUAUGAUCCACUGCGGAAUGAGAGAAAUGCGCGUGUUAACUGUCGUACUCGCCGUUGUAUUUGUCCUGAAGGAGGCUGAAGCUUGGGGUUACAAGAAUGGAAUACUGCACAACUCGAUCUGGCUGGAGCAAGCAGCCGGAGUUUACCACCGCGAAUCUCGCAAAGGAAGAUAUCAGCUGACGUACAGGGAAGCCAAGGCUGUGUGCAAAUUUGAGGGGGGUACUCUUGCUACAUAUGAUCAACUGGAGGCUGCUCGCCAAAUUGGGUUCCAUGUGUGUGCAGCUGGAUGGUUUGACAAAGGACAUGUGGGCUAUCCGAUUGUUAAAGCUGGCGCCAACUGUGGUUUCGGAAAGGUUGGAAUAAUUGAUUAUGGAUAUCGGCUCAACAAAAGUGAGAAGUGGGAUGUCUACUGCUACAACCCUGGGGCAAAGGAGUGUGGAGGCGUGCACACAGAUCAGGAGAAGGUUUUCGAUUCUCCUGGUUAUCCAGAAGAUUACCAGGAUGAGCAGAUUUGCUACUGGCACAUUCGUGUGCGUUACGGCCAACGAAUCCGCCUGCACUUCCUAGACUUUGACAUUGAGGAAGACACAGCUUGCCUCAGUGAUUACCUGGAGAUCUAUGACAGCUAUGAUGAUGUUUCGGGCUUUGUUGGAAGAUACUGUGGGGAUGAACUUCCAGAGGACUUCAUAAGUACAGGAAAUGUCAUGACUCUGAAGUUCCUUUCUGAUUCCUCGGUGACGGGUGGAGGUUUUCAGCUGCAGUACAUCGCUGUGAACUCCUCUCAGCUCUUUGACAAUCACACUGAUGCCUUGUCUUGACCAAUGUUUAAAGCACCAAACCCACUUUUUUAAUACACCCAAACCCACAACUGUAAUUUUUUAAUAUUUUUAUUUCUUUACCAAGGGUGCAAUAUUAAAGCUAUUAAUAAUCAAAAAUUUAAGUGUAUAGGCCUGUGAACAUUUAAAAAAUAAACUCUCAUAAAACAA
Sinocyclocheilus rhinocerous is the source of this 1078-nucleotide messenger RNA. Its product is annotated as tumor necrosis factor-inducible gene 6 protein-like. The transcript is spliced from 6 exons. Gene Ontology annotation, molecular function: hyaluronic acid binding. Gene Ontology annotation, biological process: negative regulation of inflammatory response; cell adhesion. NCBI's taxonomy places the organism in Eukaryota, Metazoa, Chordata, Actinopteri, Cypriniformes, Cyprinidae. The coding region runs from base 95 to 910 and encodes 271 amino acids. The record is from RefSeq and is a predicted model, not a curated record.